AUGGACUCUUACGUAUAUCAAGGUUUGUCCCACCCAAAAUGCAUCCGUCUUAUCAAGUUUCUGCCAACUACAGCGACAGGAGGUCUCAAUGUGUCACUCCACGAAGCACGAUUUGAAGAUGGGACAGUCCAAUACGAAUGCUUAUCUUAUGUUUGGGGUCUACCAGAACCAAAAGCCGACUUGAUUUGCGAUGGAAAAAUUAUGCGAAUUACUAAAUCCCUUGACGAAGCAUUGUACCAACUUCAACGCGCAUCAUGGACCAAAUACAAGACUUCAGAUUACUUCUGGGUUGACCAAAUCUGCAUCAAUCAAGCCGACAAUGAAGAAAAAAGGGAACAGGUAGCUCUCAUGGGCGCUAUUUAUGAACACGCUGAGUGCGUUUGGAUAUGGCUGGGUUCUGAGGACGCUGCUUCCGUGGCCGUAAUGGACUUCAUGGAACGUGCUCCCCCAGCAUCUGAGGUCGAGACCUAUGCUUCUAAUGGCAGCUGGAACAACACGAUUACCUCUAUUCUAGAGAGACCUUGGUUUUUCAGGACAUGGAUCGUCCAAGAGUACAUCAUGGCCAAACGUGCGAUGAUGUUUUGCGGAUCUCGCUCUGUGGGAUCUCACAAAUUGUUGUCAAUGAUGGCAGCAUGCCACAACGAGAGGGGAUUACAAGGCAUGUCUAACGCUCUCAACAUUGCAACCUUGGACUGGCGGACGAUCCCCGGUGGAGAGCAAAAGGCGCCUUUUAUUCGGAUUCUUCAUGAAUUCCGCGAUUGCGAGGCGACAGACAAGCGCGACAAAGUAUACGGACUGCUUGGCCUCGCA
Molecule: messenger RNA, 810 nt
Organism: Aplosporella prunicola CBS 121167
Lineage: Eukaryota; Fungi; Ascomycota; Dothideomycetes; Botryosphaeriales; Aplosporellaceae
Exons: 3
Source: RefSeq, a predicted model, not a curated record